This is a messenger RNA of Funneliformis caledonium, 330 nucleotides long. NCBI's taxonomy places the organism in Eukaryota, Fungi, Glomeromycota, Glomeromycetes, Glomerales, Glomeraceae. The record is from the annotation of a GenBank genome assembly.
AUGGUACGUCCAUCUAAACUCCGACAUUAUAUUAUUUAUUCACAAGCCAAAGCUGCUGCUCAAAUAGCAAGAGAACAAGCUGAAAGAGAAAAUGCUCAGCUCCUUGAUGAUUAUUUAGUUGAAGUUUUGACUCUUCGUGAGGCCUUGAACCGCGUUUCUUCUUUACCAGAAGAAUUAAAUAACUGGUAUGGUAAGUAUGCUGCUAUUCGUAGUAAGUAUGAAGAAUCUCUUAGACAAAUAGAAGGUUACAAAGAACAGAACAUAGCUUUGGCGCGUCGCUUAGAAAAAGUUCAGGUCUCAUGGCGUUCUUUAGAGAAUAUACUACAAUAG